AUGGAAACUCUUUUCAGGCCUUUUCCACUUUUACAUUGCACUUUUAGUUCUAAUUCAUCACUGAGUUCUCCAAAUCCUAACAUCCCUUCAAGAAAAGUUCAUCAAAGAGUUCAGAGCAGCAAAUUUCCUAGCUUUCUUGACUUGGAACCGGUAUUAAAACCAGAACCUGUAGAUUUUGAUCUCUCAUGUUUCUGUAUAGUCCAAAAUGAUCACAAAGGGCAUCACUUGCCUGAUUAUGCUGAUUCCUCUGCAUACCUUUCUGUCAUGGAAACUCUUUUCAGGCCUUUUCCACUUUUACAUUGCACUUCUAGUUCUAAUUCAUCACUGAGUUCUCCAAAUCCUAACAUCCCUUCAAGAAAAGUUCAUCGAAGAGUUCAGAGCAGCAAAUUUCCUAGCUUUCAUGGAACCGGUCCAGCUGGGCUUCGGCUUUCUGAGCAAGCAUCCCGGUAUGAGAUCAAGGUAUGUUGUGUUGAUUCUUCCCACUUUCUAUGUGGCCAAACAAUUACGGUUUGUUGGGUUGAUGAAUUUGAGAGUUUAGGACUUGAGGAUUGUUUGGACAAUACAUGGCCUAUGACUUGUGUUUUUCUUAAUGAUCAUAAAACCAAGUACUUGAAGUUGAAAUUUUUAGGUGGAUACAUGGCAAAUGACGUCGAAUUCCAUAAGGCCAAAGGUUGGAAAGUAGAGCAUGAGGAGUUUGAGUCUUCAAUUAUUUGUGAUGAUGGUACUGAGUUGAAGGCAAGCUUAAUAGUUGAUGCAAGUGGUUUUGCAAGUGUAUUGAUUGAAUAUGAUAAGCAAAGAAAUCCUGGCUAUCAGAUUGCUCAUGGUAUUUUAGCCCAAGUAGAUUAUCAUCCCUUUGAUUUCGAUAAGAUGGUUCUCAUGGAUUGGAGGGAUUCUCGUCUUGGAAAUGGGCCAACUUUACGUGCUAGUAACUCUAGUUUUCCAACUUUUCUAUACAUCAUGCCUUUUUAUUCGAAUUUGAUAUUCUUAGAAGAAACUCCUCUUGUUAGCAGGCCUGUUUAG
Molecule: messenger RNA, 1020 nt
Organism: Fraxinus pennsylvanica
Lineage: Eukaryota; Viridiplantae; Streptophyta; Magnoliopsida; Lamiales; Oleaceae
Source: the annotation of a GenBank genome assembly